Molecule: messenger RNA, 2898 nt
Organism: Arxiozyma heterogenica
Lineage: Eukaryota; Fungi; Ascomycota; Saccharomycetes; Saccharomycetales; Saccharomycetaceae
Gene: OSH3
Product: oxysterol-binding protein related protein OSH3
Exons: 1
Coding region: 1-2898 (965 amino acids)
Biological process (GO): exocytosis; ER to Golgi ceramide transport; maintenance of cell polarity
Cellular component (GO): membrane; intracellular membrane-bounded organelle; cytosol
Molecular function (GO): sterol binding
Source: RefSeq, a predicted model, not a curated record
AUGGAAACCAUAGAUAUCCAAAGUAGAUCCUUUGUAGUCCGCUGGGUGAAAUGUGUAAAUGGCGAUACUAUCAACUAUCAGGUAAAACCACUAAAAAAAUCCAUUGAAUUAGGUAUUUAUAAGAAACUAAAAACAUCUAUUGAUGACCAACACACUAGCCCUUCUGUUCACAUCGCACCUGACACAAAAGCUGUUUUGGACUACACAAAUAGAGUUUUACAAAGUAGAACCAACUCUUUCAGUGGUUCUAAUGAUGAUCCUUCAUUAUCUAUUAGUUCUAUCCAACAACAGUCUCAAGAGGGGUCGCUCCGUGAAAGAUUGGAUCUAUCUGGUUUUACUUUAGUCAAAUGGGUCGGUCAUAUCGAUGGAAAUAAAAUGUUUGAAGGGUCAAUAAACGUUAUGGAUAAUGAUCAUUAUUAUGCUUUUAUUUUAGAUAAUACAUCUUCUAAGAAUAUAAGAAAAAAAGUGUUGUUUAAUGCUAGUACCAUCAAUGAUGACGCAAUAUCCAUGGUGAGUACCAGAUCUGCACCAUCUCCUACUAUGGGUUCUUUUCAAUUACCACCAACACCUCAAAAGGAUAGUCCUCUUGUUAUUGGAAAAGGCAGAUAUUUACAGGGUUAUUUACUAAAAAAGAGGAGGAAAAAAUUGCAAGGUUUUAAAAAAAGGUUUUUCACUCUUGAUUUUAGAUAUGGUACUUUAUCUUAUUAUAUGAAUGAAUACAACCAAACAAGACGCGGUGAAAUUGUUAUUAGUCUUUCCACAGUGAGUGCUAACAAAAGGGAUAGAUUGAUUAUGAUAGAUUCUGGGAUGGAAAUUUGGGCUUUAAAGGCAAGAGAUACCACAAGUUGGCAAAUUUGGGUGGAUGCCUUACAGUCAUGUUUUGAACAUCAAGAGAAUGGGUAUGCUUCUGAGUCGAACAUAUCAAGUGAUGAUAAUGAAGAUAUGCAUUCAAACGAAUCUAUCUCUUCACAGGAAACAAUAAAUAAUCAAACUUAUGUUCCAUUACCGGAUGAAGCAUAUGAAAGUUUUGAAAUAAAUCUCAAGAUUAUUCAACAAAGAUUAGAACAAUGUAAAAAUGAAUCAAAAUUAUACACCUUAAAACACAAAAAUACUUUACUUUAUUCUAGAAACCGUUCCUCAUCAUCUUCAUCUGUUCUGGGGAAGAUAAGAUUAAAAAAGUCAUUAACAUUAUCUCCGAAUGCUUCUACAGACUCUUUGACUCCUAUUGAUUCGGAAUCUAACGAAAUAUCACCCCUUCAGGAACAUGAUUUAUACCAGAAAUUAGCAGAUUUAGAAGAACUUUUUUCUCAGUUUGUUAAACAAAGUCGAAGAUUAACUGUAGAUCAUUUAUAUAUCACGAGAAAGAUACGACAACAAACAACAGCCUCUAUCUAUUCUACUUUUAGUGACAAUGACGAAUAUUUUGAUGCUGUAGAUGUUAUUAAUCCUGGAGUUAUUCUGUUAGAUGAUGAAGAUACAACUAAUGACAAUGAGAUGAAUAAUAACGAUAAUGUUGAUGAACUUAAUAAUACACUAGAUAAUUAUAAACUUGCCUUAAAAGGACCCUUACAAGAAACUAAUAAUAAACUAGAUUCUACAUUAAUAACUACACAAAUUAUUCAAGUAAGGGAAGAUGAAAUAUCGAUAUUAUCUCCAACUUCAAAAGAACCAAAAAAGAUUUUAGAAUUCAAAAAGCAAGCUGAACCUAGAGAUAAAUAUGAAGAAGACUUAAUAACAAAAGAAGAAGAAGAAGAAGAUCUUUAUCCUUUGCCCAUAAAUGUACCAGUGCUGCAUCGUGAUGAUAUAAAGGCUGCAACCUCUAUGCCACCAAGUUUAUUUUCCUUCUUAAAGAAAAAUGUGGGGAAAGACCUAAGUUCAGUGGCAAUGCCAGUCACCUCAAAUGAACCACUAACUAUCUUACAAACAAUUACUGAAUCAUUUGAAUACGCAUCUCUUCUUUCUAACCUUAAAAAUGAUCCUAUCCCAUUAAUACCUGUUACCGCCUUUGCAAUCUCUUACCUUUCGUCUUAUAGAGACAAAACAAGAACUAUAAGGAAACCUUUCAAUCCACUUUUGGGUGAAACAUUUGAAUUAGUUAAUGAACAAAAUGGCUUUAGAUUAAUUACGGAAAAGGUAUCACACAAACCUCAAAUAUUCGCAUUUCAUGCGGAUCAUAAGGAUUGGGAAUGUACUUAUACAGUGACACCUGUGCAAAAAUUCUGGGGUAAAUCUGUUGAAUUAAAUAAUGAAGGUACUAUUGAAUUAAAGUGUAAAGCCACGGGUGAAUAUUUCGAAUGGUCUCAACCAACCACCAUGUUGAAAAAUCUAAUUGCUGGAGAAAGAUUUUUAGAACCAGUUAAUGAAUUUGAAGUAAUAUCAUCUAAGUCUGGGAAAAUUACAGUUUCCUUUGAAAAAACUGGUAUGUUUGGUGGUAGAUCAGAAAAGGUUAUUGCAGUAUUAACACCCAGAGACAAAAGUCAAACUCCAUACAAAGUACUUGAAGGUAAAUGGACAGAACAAUUGAAAGAUUUAAAAACCAAUAAGGUCAUAUGGAAAACUGGUGAAUUAGUAAAAAAUGCCAAAAUAAAAUAUGGUUACACUAAAUUUGCUGCGAAUUUGAACGACAUUACUGUCAUUGAAAAGGGUAAAUUACCUCCUACCGAUUCAAGAUUAAGGCCUGAUGUAAGAGCAUAUGAAAAUGGUGAUGUAGAAGAAGCGGAAAGACUGAAGUUGAAGUUGGAGAAGGAUCAACGCGAAAGAAGACAAAAUGGGUUAGAUGUCAAACCACAUUUUUUUGUCAAAAAUUCUCAAAACAAUUGGGUAUAUAAGAAAGGCAAAGAUAGUUACUGGAGUAGAAGAAAACGUGGUGAUUGGUCAAAUCUGACUCCAUUAUGGUAA